AGUGGCAUGCCUCUUGUUAUACCCAAUUUUCACCUGGUUCCCACCCUCCCUUCUCCAAUCCUGUCCCAGCAUUACCAGAGAUGUGAGAAGGGAAAAUGCUCCAGUGUCUGCCAGUCAGAGGUCAGCCCCAGCCUUUGAGGCUGUAUUCCAGGCUCACUGCAGGGCCAGGGCUCAUACUUACCAGGGCCCAGGUCACAGUUCAGCCUGCAGCCAGAGCUCAGUGCUUCGAUUACAUUCAGCCUUGGUGCUCAGCCUGGGGCCAAGGUCAGUGCUAAAUAUGCAGCUAAAUUCCAGUCUCAGCAGGUAUCUGGGUCUGCAUUUCCUAUUGGAAAUUAGCUCACAGUGGAGAUAAGAUAACCACCCUGAGAGUCUCAGAAACCUAGCUGUGUCAGAGUGACCCAGGAUUUGCUUGGGCCAGAUCCAUGGUGCUGCAGGAGUCACCUAGUAAGCAGUGGUGGUGCUGGGACUAAGAACCCAGGAUUCCUGUCUCUUAGUUUGGGUCUCUGAUCGAUGCCUCCCCACCCACCUCCCCCAGAGGUCUCUUCUGAAUCUGGGAUCCUUCAGUUCUACAAGACAAAACAAAUUUGAACUCUAGAUGGACCCAGCUGGGUAGAUCUGACUAUAUUCUACCUCCCAGUGCCAGGCACAUAGUAGAUGCAGUAGGAAUGUCUACUGAGUGUCAGGUGCAGGAGGAGGGGACAGUGGCUUACUCAGAUUUGGGGCUGGAGGAGGCUGGCUUGCAGGGGAGGUCUCUCCUGCCAUUGUCAGAGGAAGCAGUGCCCUUCUAGGCCUGCCGCAGCCCCCCUCCUCCGGUGCCUGCAGCCACACUCAGAAGCCUCCCAGCUGGUCACGUGAGGGCCUUUUCCUCUUUAAGGGUGAAAAAAAGGAAAGGACAUUUUUGGUAAAAAAGUCCCUCCUGCUCCCUGGGAAUCCCCGGUGGCCGGAUGGACGGGAUAUCCCAGAGGAAGCCAAAGGCUGCGGCCCACCUCCUCCCCCCAGCACAAUGCAGCCAGGCUCUCCCACGCUGCACCAGCUGGCCUUUCGGGCUCCCAGAGGUCAUCUCAUCCAGGUCCCUGUCUCCAGGGUCUGGAUGGAGCCUGCAGGGAGCCUCUGAGAUCUCUCUAAUGGUCUGAGCCCGUGGAUACCAGCCCCAGGCCAGGCCAUGGCACUGUGCCUGAAGCAGGUGUUUGCCAAGGACAAGACGUUCCGGCCACGGAAGCGCUUUGAGCCGGGUACUCAGCGCUUUGAGUUGUACAAGAAAGCACAGGCCUCGCUCAAGUCCGGCCUGGACCUGCGCAGCGUGGUGAGGCUGCCCCCCGGGGAGAACAUCGACGACUGGAUCGCGGUGCACGUGGUCGACUUCUUCAACCGCAUCAACCUCAUCUACGGCACCAUGGCCGAGCGCUGCAGCGAGACCAGCUGCCCGGUCAUGGCCGGCGGGCCGCGGUACGAGUACCGCUGGCAGGACGAGCGCCAGUACCGGCGGCCGGCCAAGCUCUCGGCGCCGCGCUACAUGGCGUUGCUCAUGGACUGGAUCGAGGGCCUCAUCAACGACGAGGAGGUCUUUCCCACGCGUGUUGGUUUUCAUGCCAGAGUCCAACGGAGAACUGAAGAACACUGGCUACAUACAGAAGCUGGAAGAUACCCACCUCCUGGCAGGAGCAUUAUUUCAUUUGAAAUUCCAAGUUUACAGAGGAUCAUUUCUCGAAAGUUGGGAAAACCUAUAGAGAUGGGCAGCAGCGAGCCCCUUCCCAUCGCAGAGGGCGACAAGAGGAAGAAGAAGAAGCGGAAGGCCCGGGCCACUGACUCCUCGCCAGGAAAGUUUGAAGAUGUGUAUAAGCUGACCUCAGAAUUGCUCGGAGAGGGAGCCUACGCCAAAGUCCAAGGUGCCGUGAGCCUGCAGAAUGGCAAAGAGUAUGCUGUCAAAAUCAUCGAAAAACAGGCAGGACACAGUCGGAGCAGGGUAUUUCGAGAGGUGGAGACGCUCUAUCAGUGUCAAGGAAACAAGAACAUUUUGGAGCUGAUUGAGUUCUUUGAAGAUGACACAAGGUUUUACUUGGUCUUUGAGAAAUUGCGAGGAGGCUCCAUCCUUGCCCACAUCCAGAAGCGGAAACACUUCAAUGAGCGAGAAGCCAGCCGAGUGGUGCGGGAUGUUGCUGCUGCCCUUGACUUCCUGCAUACCAAAGGCAUUGCUCAUCGUGAUCUGAAGCCAGAAAAUAUAUUGUGUGAAUCUCCAGAAAAGGUGUCUCCGGUAAAAAUCUGUGACUUUGACUUGGGCAGUGGGGUGAAACUGAACAACUCCUGUACCCCCAUAACCACACCAGAGCUCACCACCCCGUGUGGCUCUGCAGAGUACAUGGCCCCCGAGGUGGUGGAGGUCUUCACGGACCAGGCCACUUUCUAUGACAAGCGCUGUGACCUGUGGAGCCUGGGCGUGGUCCUCUACAUCAUGCUGAGUGGCUACCCCCCGUUUGUCGGUCACUGCGGGGCAGACUGUGGCUGGGACCGGGGCGAGGUCUGCAGGGUGUGCCAGAACAAGCUGUUUGAGAGUAUCCAGGAAGGCAAGUAUGAGUUUCCGGACAAGGACUGGGCGCACAUCUCCAGCGAGGCCAAAGACCUCAUCUGCAGGCUCCUGGUGCGAGAUGCCAAGCAGAGACUCAGCGCUGCCCAGGUGCUGCAGCACCCGUGGGUGCAGGGGCAAGCUCCAGAAAGGGGACUCCCCACGCCGCAAGUCCUCCAGAGGAACAGCAGCACGAUGGACCUGACGCUGUUCGCCGCGGAGGCCAUCGCCCUUAACCGCCAGCUGUCGCAGCACGAGGAGAACGAACUGGCAGGGGGGCCAGAGGCGCUGGCUGAGGGCCUCGGCUCCAUGAAGCUCUCCCCUCCCUCCAAGUCUCGGCUGGCCCGCCGGCGGGCCCUGGCCCAGGCAGGCCGCAGUGGAGAUGAGGGACCGUGCCCGACACCCACAGCACUCUGAGCCACUCCAGUCACACCUUGUAGGCCCCAGGCCUGUCCAGUCAUGGCCCCUGUGGAAACCCGUGUGGCCAAAGUCUACAGAAAGGCAACGGGCCUGCAUUGUGGCUCCAUCAGGCCUUUUCUCUACAAAGGCCCUGAGGUUCCCACUCAACCCCCCAUUUCCCCAGGGUCCUGGAGGAAAAAGCUUUUCCUAAGGGGUUGUCUUUGAAAACGAAAGCAAUCACUUGUCACUUUGCAUAAUCGCCUGUGGCGGGAACAUCUCUUUGCCAGGCUCCACCUGCUCACCGCCUGCAGAGGAUCCAGCUCCCACCGCAGAGGCGCUGGGGCUGCAGCCUUCAGGGAGCCAGCUUCCAGAAGCCAGGAGCAUCCGUUGACAGUGGCUGCGACACGUGCCUCUUCCAACUCUCUGCACUGUCACCCUCCUCUGGCCGUCCUCCACCUUCCUCUGUCCUCCGCACGUCCUCUUUGCCCGUCCUCUCCCUUGGCUGAGCAAAGCCAUCCCCUCAAUUCAGGGAAGGGCAGGAAUCUUCCUCGUUCAGGAAACCAGAUCAGUCUUCCAGCGUGUAGCACAGAAGCACAUAAUCUUUCUUCGCCGUGACCGAAAUGUGCUCCUCAUUUAUCAUCCUCUUCUUCGUUUGUGAUUGCUGCUAAAGUCCUAUGUUGUUUUUAUAAAGUUUGUUUUUAACCAGGCUCUUCCAGCAAAGGUGGGACUUUAAACUCCCACCACAAGCCCGUGGACUUCCCAGAGCACGCACAUACGGGCUUGCUCUUGUUUCGGGAAUGUCCACGCGUUUAGGUUUUAACGAGCUAGUCCCUGUUAUUCUAACUGGUUUUAAGCCGUUGCUAUGAGGAGCAACUUGGAGACAGUGGAGACAGUGCCGGUGUCAUGUCACAUGGAGGCGGCACAGGUCUGGGCAGUCAGAUGGAGCCCUGCACCUGGGGCAAAGCUGGGUCAGAGCAGCCCCAAACAGCAUGAAGGUACAGCCCCUGUCGCAAGAGCUGAGCUAUUGAUUUAUAUAAAGAAAAUAGAUUUGCAUAUGUCAGAUGUUUAUACAACACAAGGAUGGUUUUAUAUAUUGUGCUUGUUUUAAUAAAACU
Messenger RNA from Microcebus murinus (gray mouse lemur), 4074 nucleotides. NCBI's taxonomy places the organism in Eukaryota, Metazoa, Chordata, Mammalia, Primates, Cheirogaleidae. The record is from RefSeq and is a predicted model, not a curated record.